AUGCAACUGGUCCCCUGCCUGCUGUGCUGUCCGAGCAGCAGUGUGGAAACAUCAGAGUGCAUCGACGAGAAGAAAGCGGAAUGUGCGACAGCAGCGGCGCCGGCAACGGCCGAGGCGGAGAACACGCAGAACGUGACGAAGAACGAGCUCAACGGCCACGCGGCCAAUGACGAUGUGUCCGAUGUGACGACGUCAACGAAACUGGAUGACAGGGAUUGUUCCUAUGAACAGGGAGAAGGAAUUAGGCAACACUUGAUUGAUGCCCAUGCGAAAUUUGUCGCUAAAGCAUUUCUGUACCCGGAUCUAUCAAGUUCGAUUCAUUUCUGGUUAAUGGCUUGUGUGGAAUAUGGUACCCCACCGAAUGAUCCGAUGAUCAGCCAGAUCUGCUCCACCGCCACCACUACGGCACCAUCGGCGGCGACGGAUGGCGUUGACGGACUCUGUGCGGCUACGGCAGGUUUUCCUACCUGGCGUCUUCUUUUAUGA
Messenger RNA from Haemonchus placei, 486 nucleotides. The record is from the annotation of a GenBank genome assembly. NCBI's taxonomy places the organism in Eukaryota, Metazoa, Nematoda, Chromadorea, Rhabditida, Trichostrongylidae.